Messenger RNA from Pecten maximus, 10074 nucleotides. Its product is annotated as monoacylglycerol lipase ABHD2-like. The record is from RefSeq and is a predicted model, not a curated record. Gene Ontology annotation, biological process: acylglycerol catabolic process; medium-chain fatty acid catabolic process; steroid hormone receptor signaling pathway. Gene Ontology annotation, cellular component: sperm plasma membrane; sperm flagellum. The transcript has 8 exons. NCBI's taxonomy places the organism in Eukaryota, Metazoa, Mollusca, Bivalvia, Pectinida, Pectinidae. Gene Ontology annotation, molecular function: monoacylglycerol lipase activity; acetylesterase activity.
UAUUAUAUAAAAUCACAACCGACAAUGGAAGACAUUUUUUGGACUUGUGCCCUGACCGGGACUUGAACUCGUGAAAUCGCUUGUCUGAAGUCAAAUACACUUUACCGAAUGGAUAUAUUAUGUGGUAUAUAUUAUAUACAUGUAUGUGUAAACUUUUAAUGUUGAUAAAACAGUUACAAAUGUGAAUUCUGGAUUAAAAAACCAACAGAAUUGUUCAUCGAACAGGAUCAAAGACAUCGCGUGGCAUUUUUAUUUUAGUUUGGAAGGAAAUAGACGAAUAGAUACAUUCCGCCUCAUUGGUGGGGGAAGAGCGGCCACAUACAGACCAUCGUCUAUGCAAAGUUAGGUAGAGUGAGCUCCCCUUUCCCCAAGGGAGAGCGACACCAUGUCGUGCUGUCCGAUGGUGCUACGAUGGUGUACGAUGUGUUCCCACCGCACAAAGCUCACGAAUCAGGAGGUGACUAUACAAUCACGGUAUGUCCAGGAAUUGCCAACUCCAGCGAAGCCUCGUAUAUCUGUACAUUUGUAAACUAUGCUCAGGAGAACGGCUAUCGUGUCACCGUCCUAAAUCACCUUGGUGCUAUAUGAAGUGUCAAACUUACCAGCUCGAGAAUUUUCACAUAUGGUGGUACAGAAGAAUUUCACACGAUGAUACAGGAAAUCCGACAAAUGUACCCUAGGACCAAUCUCAUUGCCUGUGGCUUCAGUAUGGGUGCUAAUAUUGUUGUCAAAUACCUCGGAGAGAAACCGGAAAAUCAGCAGCAGUUUCUCUGUGCCUUAUCUAUCUGUCAGGGCUACGAUGUAACUCGUGCCACUACAAUGCUCCAAGACUGGCGAUACCUACGUCGUGUGUACCUGUAUGCCAUGACAGCCAAUCAGAAGGGAAUGAUGAGUCGUCACCAUGACAUCCUGAUGGAUGAGAAACUCUUGGAGAAUAGUAACAUAGACCCCAAUAAAGUGUUCAGCUCGACGUCCCUCGUGGAAAUAGACGAGCACUAUACCAGAAGAAGACUUGGCUAUAAAUGCCUUACUGACUACUACAGUUGGUGUAGUUGUAGACCAUUCAUGCAUGACAUUGAAAUACCCCUGUUUCUGCUGAAUGCUGAAGACGACCCCAUCGUACCAAUGGCCUUGGUUGAUGUGGCGAAAGACUAUGCAAUAAAACAUGACAAGAGUCUGUUAGCUGUGACCAAACAUGGCGGCCAUCUUGGAUACUUUGAGGGGAAGGGUCUAUGGGCCGAUCCCAUUACGUGGCUGGACCGUUCCAUUAUCCAGUACACUAACGCCAUCAUCGCCUUCCAUAUCCGUGGGAAAUUGUGACGUCGAUCUAAGUCUUAGUGAGAAUUGUGAUAAUCUGCCUUGUGAUGAGGCAAUCUGUCAACAGAUCAAAUGAUGAUGAAAUACAGAUAUCAUUUUACGCUAUGUUAUGACGAUCUAGCAGUUGUAAGUAGUAUAGAAUGAUGACCUGUAUUUAGAUCACAUUGGUGCUGCUAAUAUUGUAAUACAGUAUGUUAUGUCAAUGCCUUACAUAUUUGUGUAUAAUUGUGUUUAAGGCCAAAAAAACUAAUUACUUGGUUCUCAGGCCCUCCCACAUCAGCUUUAAAAUAGAAAUAGCCAUAACUUUUUCCUGAUUUAAUAAAACAAAAAGAAAGUGGAGAACAUCCCCAACAGACCUUUCACCUGGUAUAUCCAUUAUAAUUAACCAUAACAAUAGAGUACGUGUUCAUUAAUAUGAAAAAAGACAAAGAACCUUUUGAUGGAUUGAUGGGGCUUCAUGUCCUUUUUCUGGUAAUCGACACUGAGAAAUUAUGAUAAUCAAUGUUUUCCACAUUUUCAAAGUGAAUUAUGAUUAGUUUGAAAAAAAAUAUAAAUUAUCAAUGAUUAUCUUAAAAGAUCGUUUUUAUCAGAAAGAAAAAUUCAUUCGGUUAAAAUCCCCGAGCAUGGGCUUAUACCCAGUAAAAUAUAAUAUGGAAGCCUCAUUUGCUUUUUCACCAAUAGAAUGAUAAAAAAAACCUCCCACAUCUCCUUUUAGAAAAAUUGGCCAAAGAACCAAGUAAUUAAUUUUAUUAGCCUUAAAUGCAAGUCUGUGGGAACAUUCACUGCCUUAAGUUUGGUGUUUCUGAUGAUGCUUUGAUUAUGUGGUACGAUAUGUGCUGUCUAUGCCUAACUGUAAUUGUGUUUAUGAGAUUAUUCAUUGGUCUGGACUCGUUGUUUCUGAUCAUGUUAUGAUGCUUUAGUAGAAUAUGCUGUCACUGCCUUCCCUGAUCAGUGGUAGAUGUCAAUGCUAUAGUAACAUAAUCCAUCAUGUACACAUAUUGCCUUGAUCUUUAGUCGUUAGGAGGAAUCGUAUAAAAAUCUCUAUAAGGUAAUUGAUAUUAUUUUUUGAAAAUUUGUACUGAUUUAAUACGAUCCAAGGAAAAAUCAUAUAAAAAUCUUUAUAAGGCAUUAACAUUAUUUUUCGAGAAUUUGUUCUGCUUUAAUACGAUCCAGGCCUACUGACUGAGAUUUAGAUAGAUAAGAGAUUCAAAUAUUUUAGAGUGACUAUUUGUCAGGUAUGAGCCGAUAUCUGAUCUUGUUAGGAUGAUCGGUCUAGAAUCUAUUAUUGGCAUCAAAAAGAGAAAUCUACUUCCAAAAUCAAAGGGUUUUAUGCUUUGCAUACAUAGUUAGCCAGUACACAGACUUAAAACAUAAAACCUCAUUGAUAUUUAGGUUUUCCGGAUUGCAAUGGCAAGGAAAAUGAAUUCAGUCCAUAUCCACAGAAUGAUUCCAUCUUAUGUCAUGACUUAUUCCAAGGAUUCAUUGGGGAUAAAGUAAAUCGGAAUUGAACCUUUCAUUUUGAAGGAAGAUAUGAACAAAAUAAAAUGAAUUAAUUAAAAAAGAGUAGCUGGGACCAACACAGGUCUUCACUGACCCUGCUUUUGAUGUAUUUACUGGUGUCAGUCCAAUAACAAUGUUUUGUGGGUUUACUUGUACUUUUAUUUUUCAUUUAUCUUUCUUGGUACGUUUUAAAAAUUGUCACCAUCCAUUUGUAUCUGGUUUCAAUGGUUACAGGAAAACUUCGUUACAAAUUUUAAGUGUAUCUUUUCUGAAUUUGAAAUCAUUUUUGGUCACAGGAUAGGUACAAAUGUUCUUGGACUGGUGUAACAUCAAGGUCUGUUUACAUUCUGACAAAACUAUUGUUUAGAGAAAUAUUCUCGCGAAAAGUAUCUGAUUGUCUUGAAAUUUGAAUGAAUCUGCAGUAUAGUGCUAGGCUUUCCAUUAAUACUGGAUCAAAACUGCUGAGUAAUUCCGGAAUGAAUCUGCAGUAUAGUGCUAGGCUUUCCAUUAAUACUGGAUCAAAACUGCUGAGUAAUUCCGGAAUGAAUCUGCAGUAUAGUGCUUGACUUUCCAUUAAUACUGGAUCAAAACUGCUGAGUAAUUCCGGAAUGAAUCUGCAGUAUAGUGCUAGGCAACGUCUUAUUAAAAAGGUUACAACUCAUUAAAAAAGAAUGCAACUUUUCUCAUGAUAAAAAGGGUACAAUUUCUAUAAAAACGGGCAAACUGAUUUUAAAAAGGUAUGUUACUUCUCUUAUUGAAAAAGAGUGCAACUUAAUUAAAAAAGACGAUGGAAGUAUUUACUCAUUAAAAAAGGAUGUAACUUCUCAUUAAAAAAAGGAUACAACUCAUUAAAAAAAGAGUGAAACUUCUAAAUAAAAAUGGUAUAACUAAUAAAAAACGAUAAAACUUCUCUUAUGAUAAAAAGAGUACAAUUUCUCAUUAAAAUCGGACAAAAUGAUUUUAAAAAGUUUGUUACUUCUCUAAUUAAAAAAGAUUGCAACUUAAAAAAGAUGAAAUUUCUAUAAAAAAAAUGUAACUUUAAAAAAAAAGUAAUCUACUACUCUUAAAAAAGGAUGUUACUUCUCAUUUAAAAGGGUGAUGCAACUUCUCUAAUUAAAAAUGGAUGCAACGUCUCAUUGAAAAAAAGGAUGCAACUUUUAAUUAAAAUGGAUGUAACUUUUCAUUAAAGUAGAUGUAACUUCUCAUUAAAAAAAGGGUGCAGCUUCUCUAUUUCCUUUUCUUCUUAAAAUGAUGCAACGUCUCUCUUUAGAAAAUUGAUGUACAGCCCUCAAUAAAAAUUGGAUGCAACUUCUCAUCAAAUAAACGAUCUACCACCUUUAAUUAAUAUAAUGCUUAGACGAUUUAACAUUUUUGAUAAUUGGUUGGUAGGUCGGCGUCAGCUUUAAAGGCAUUUAUAUCCACUGUGGCUGAAGGAUAACGAAUGGUCCUUAUUUCAAUAGUUGAUUGGUAGGUCGGCUUUAAACUUUGGUUCUGUUAUGAUUUCUUUGAAGGCAUUUAUAUCCACUGUGGCUUAAGGACUGCAAAUGGUCCUUAUUUCAAUAGUUGAAUGGUAGGUCGGCUUUAAACAUUGGAUCUAUCAAUUGUGGUCAUAGAACGACAAACGGUCUCUUGCUUUGAAAGUCGUAACAGAGGAAAGCACUGGCAAAUUUCAGCGUCUGUAAUCUUCUAUGGCUAAUGGAUAAUACAUGGUUCUUAAGUUAAUAGUUGAUUGGUAGGUCGGCUUUAAAUAUUGUAUCUUACCAUUGUGGUCUUAAAACGAUAAACGGUCUCUUGCUUUCAAAGUCGAAACAGAGAAAGAACUGGCAAAUUUCAGCGCCUAUACUCAUCUGUUGUUUAAGAGCAGUGGAUGGUCCCAAUUUUGAUAAUUGCUGGAUAGGUUGGCUUUAAAUAUUGGAUCGGUAAUGAUUGCUCUAAAUGCAUCUAUAUCCAUUGUGGCCAAUGGACAACGAAUGGUCCCUAUGUUAAAAAAUAGUUAAUAGGUAGGUCGGCUUUAAACAUUCCAUCCGUGUUGAUUACUUGGAAGGCAUUUAUAUCCAUUGCGUCUGGAGGACAACGAAUGGUCCUUAUUUCAAUAGUUAAUAGGUAGGUCGGCUUUAAACAUUCCAUCCGUGUUGAUUUCUUUGAAGGCAUUUAUAUCCAUUGCGGUUGGAGGACAACGAAUGGUCCUUAUUUCAAUAGUUGAUUGGUAGGUCGGCUUUAAACAUUGGAUCUAUCCAUUGUGGUCUUAGAACGACAAACGGUCUCUUGCUUUCAAUGUCGAAACAGAGAAAAGCACUGGCAAAUUUCAGCAUCUAUAAUCUUCUGUGGCUAAUGGACAAUAAAUGGUCCCAACUGUUGGAUAGGACGGCUUUAAAUGUGAUGAUUUCUUUAAAGGCAUUUAUAUCCACUGCGGUUGAAGGACUGCAAACGGUCCUUAUUUCAAUAGUUGAUUGGUAGGUCGGCUUUAAACAUUCGAUCCGUGAUGAUUUCUUUGAAGGCAUUUCUAUCCACUGCGGUUGAAGGACAUCAAAUGGUCCUUUUUCAAUAGUUGAUUGGUAGGUCGGCUUUAAACAUUGGAUCAGUUAUGAUUACUUUGAAGGCAUCUAUAUCUAUUUUGGUUUUAGGACGACGAAUGGUAUCUUGCUUUGGAGAUCAAAACAGAGGAAAGACCUGGCAGAUUUAAGGUUUCUAGAAAUAUGUUUUUCUAGUUUCCUUAGGAAAGCCAUGGUUUCUUGUUCUAAUGACAUUGAUGACUUGCUGAGUGCUAGCAAUUCUUGACACGUUAGAAUGAUGUUUCCUUUGUUCUUCAUCCUUACGAGUUCGUGUUCUAAGUCAACCCAUCUGGCAGAUACAGCUUUUUUCCAUUGAGUAAGUGGAAUAAUAUUUUCGUGAUAUAAUUCACCUUGUUCUUCAUUCUGACAAGCUUGUGCUCUAAAUGAACCCAUCUGGCAGGUUUAGCUUUCUUCCACUGAGUAAGUGAAAUAAUCUGUAUGAUAGAACUCAUUUUAUCAUACGCGUCUUCUUAAAUGUCAUAAAUUAAAAAUAAUGGCAGAAUUAAAAAAAGUUAUUUUCAUCUCCUCCUUAGUUACAUAUAUCACUGUAGCUUAAAUUAAAGCUUACCUUUGUAGGUACAUACUUAUAUACAAUGUAUAUGGAAAGCAUAACACAUAUCUGUUAUUUAUUAAACGUAUUCCAGACAUCUUAGCAUGUUAACAUCUUAACACAAAGUCUACCAGCCACUUAGAUCUUGAUUAUAGUUUUGGAACGAAGCAAGACAAAAAACGUUUCGAUACGAGCUCUCCGAGUGUUAGUCGACCAUAUGUUGUCCUGAGUAGUAUAGUCGACCAUAUGUUGUCCUGAGUAGUAUGGUCGACCAUAUGUUGUCCUGAGUGGUAUAGUCGACCAUAUGUUGUCCUGAGUGGUAUAGUCGACCAUAUGUUGUCCUGAGUAGUAUAGUCGACCAUAUGUUGUCCUGAGUAGUAUAGUCGACCAUAUGUUGUCCUGAGUAGUAUAGUCGACCAUAUGUUGUCCUGAGUGGUAUAGUCGACCAUAUGUUGUCCUGAGUAGUAUAGUCGACCAUAUGUUGUCCUGAGUAGUAUAGUCGACCAUAUGUUGUCCUGAGUAGUAUAGUCGACCAUAUGUUGUCCUGAGUAGUAUAGUCGACCAUAUGUUGUCCUGAGUGGUAUAGUCGACCAUAUGUUGUCCUGAGUAGUAUAGUCGACCAUAUGUUGUCCUGAGUAGUAUAGUCGACCAUAUGUUGUCCUGAGUAGUAUGGUCGACCAUAUGUUGUCCUGAGUAGUAUAGUCGACCAUAUGUUGUCCUGAGUAGUAUAGUCGACCAUAUGUUGUCCUGAGUAGUAUAGUCGACCAUAUGUUGUCCUGAGUAGUAUAGUCGACCAUAUGUUGUCCUGAGUAGUAUAGUCGACCAUAUGUUGUCCUGAGUAGUAUAGUCGACCAUAUGUUGUCCUGAGUAGUAUGGUCGACCAUAUGUUGUCCUGAGUAGUAUAGUCGACCAUAUGUUGUCCUGAGUGGUACCCUAUCUCCUGACAGUUGUUCUAGGCGGCACGUAUUCAUUCAUAAUGCCUAAGUGACUGUCGGGUUUGAGGGCUAGCCCAACUUGACCAGGGCCCAGUUGUUCAAAAGAUGAUUAGCUUAAUCACUUUAUUAGUGAAUAUCUAAUUUCUCCUUUACUUCAAAACCCGAGUGUGUGCAUGUCUUAAAAUAGGCAGGUAGGAAGAGAAUGACAAGUGUUACCAUUUCAUGAAAUUUUGUUAAGUUCAUUUUACCAGAAAUGUUGAAAUCGGGAUUAUAAAAUUGUUGUUAAACUGUGAUUAGCCUAAUCAUCCUUUGAACAACCGGGUCCAGGGCUGUCAAAAUAUUUCUUAUUUUGGAUUUUUUCCGGACUUUCUGGAACCUAAAGUAUGUAACCAAAGAUAAAGUAGAAGCUAAUGAGGGAUGUCUUCUAUCCGAAUUAAGGCUUUUAACCUUUUAAACAAGACCCAUCAGCGGUUCAUUCACAUAAACAUUUCUCAGUACCAUUUCAGUAUCUGUGUUGCACUUUGUGAAGGACACUACCAAGUCUGAUAUGGAAACCUAUAUUAUUACCACGCAUUAAAUAACCUCUCUCACCAAAAAUCAAAUCAGCCGAACAUAGAACAAUACCCUUUGCAUUCCUAUAGUAUAUUUAUAAUCUCCAUCAUAAAGAUAUUUAUAAUCUGCAUUAUAAAGACCUGUCAAUGAUACUGGCCAUCUUAGUCACUAGCGACAAAAUCAUUUUUACAUUCUCUUGCAUGCCGGUUUUUGUUUCCUAAGCAUAAAGAUAUAUGUAUAUAUCGAGAAAAAAGCUCGUAUCUAUGUAGAAUAUAUAAAAAAUACAAAUGAAACUUAACGACAAUUUCUAGCCCUUCCUGUAGAGCAGCAAUAGUCGUGAGAGGGCUCGAAAGUUUGUCGUUAAGUUUCGUUUGUUUUUAUAAACUACUCGUAAUAACAUGAUAAUGGGAUAUGAAUGUAAAUGUAAGGUUCAUAGAUAAAUGAAUGAAUAAAUAUAUGAAUGAAUAAAUAAAAAGUUGACCCUCAGCACUAAGGCUUUUUCAUUAGAGGUCUGAUAUAAGGUCAUAGGUCAUGUCUGUUUGUUGUCCGACAGUUUUGUCUUUUCGUUAAAAUUUUAUUUAGAUUAUGUAAAAUACAAAUCUUUUUCUAUAUUGUGAUCAUAACUACACUAUUGUUUGUAUUUCUAUGUCCUAUUUUUGUUAUUCUUUACUAAAUUACUUUGUUUCUAUUUUUUACAUAUUGUUGUAUGUAUUGUAUUCGCAUCAACACAAUAUGUCUUCUUGACUUAUCAAAGUUAUAGUUAUACAAAAUUGUGUCUUUGUCAACCAAAUGUGUCUUUUAUACAAAAUCAUGACUAUUAUCAUUCUUGCCUUUAUAUAAUAUCAUUGAAUGACCAAAUAAACGUAAGAUGUUUACCAUAGUUUUAACAUACUUGAAUUAUUUCAUUUCGAUGCUUUACAUUUUCUUUUAUUUUAUGAAAAGUUUGAAGUUGAUGUUAUCAAGGGAAAUUAUUUCUUUAUCAAUUUUAUUUCCAAAACAAAUAUUGUUCUCCCAGAAAAGUACCCCGGGAACAAAUCAUUUACAGUUAAGUUUCUGGAAUAAGACAAGGCUGAGUUUUUCUGAGAUGGCAUUGCAAAAAGUUAUACAUUCGGUUUGACGAGAUCUGAAUGCACAUUGUUAGAUGUUUUGAUGUUACACAAGUUAUGUAGAAUAUUUUAGGUAAAUAGAGGUGAUAUUUUGUUCGUAAUUACAAAUGUUAGACGAGUUAUUUCAUAUAUAGUAUAAUAUAUACGCAUGCUGCUGUUGUGUUAGUUACUAAUUGUUUACAACUUUUGUAUUAAAGACCACAGUUGUUUACGCUUAUUGUCUCUGGACCACUCUGCACUAUUGCUAUGGACUCAUUUCUAUGUAGAUCUCUGAAUCAUCAAGCAAGAGAAAUACUUCCGUCAGCAUAACACGAUUAUUUAGUCUAUGUUUCGUGUAAAAUCAUAAUAGUUGUGAACAUGUGGAUAUUUUCUGGUUUCUGAUUUAUUCGAAAAAGUGAUGUUUAAAAGUUCCUGACUUGUCUGGGGAACAUAACGUACUUUUAAUAGUUUUAUGAUUUUCUGGGAAAUUAUUGUGCUAAUAAUAGGAUUAUUAAUUGUCUUGGGGAAAAAUAACGUGCUGAUAAUAGAUGAUUGUGAUUUUAUUGAAAAUUUCUGGGAAAUUUUCGUGCUGAUAAUAUAGGUUUCUGAUUUUCGUAGGAAAAUAACGUGCUUAUAAUAAUUUUCUGAUUUUCCAGGAAAUUUUCGUGCUGAUAAUAGAUGGUUCUGAUUUUUCUGGGAACGUUUAUUUGCUGAUAACAACUGACACAAUCGAUCGGAAAUUUUUAGUGAAAAAACUGCUGAUAAUAGGUGUUCGGAUUUGUCUGGUAAAAUAACAUGCUGAUGAUACAUUGAAGGUUUAUAAAUUUCGCUUGAAAGUUUCUUUUAGUUGUUCAAAUCCUUCAUAAUCUGAUUGAUACGAGGAAUUGUUUGGUAAUCAUAUGGCUUCAGUGUUCCUGGAAAGUUAACGUGUUGAUACUAGGUCUAUGGGAAAGGUUAUUACUACACUUUAAAAAUAAUAAAGUACAUUUUUGUUAAUUCAGAAAUCGAUAUUAACAACUGCUGAUAUAACUCCUCCUUAUAAAUCUUCAAUUUACAGAAAUAUGUUUUCUUUGUAUUGUACUGAAAUUUGUUUUGGGAAUCUUUUGAGAAUCUGCAAAAUAUUUUUUGUUGAAAUACAUGUAUACUUUUAAUUCAUUUCUUUAUAAUGAUUUUUGCUAUUUGGUCCAUGUAAGUCAUUUUAUUGUUUUUCUCUUUUUUUUUUCUAUUAAAUAUUUAGUGAUUUUUGAAUAUUUUGUUAAAUAUGUAUAUUUUUUAAUUGGAAUGUUAAGUUUUUUUUAAAGUGUUCAAUAUUUUUUCUGUUUUAAAUUAAAAUGUUUUUCAACAUAUAUGUAUUGAACACGUGACGGGCGAGAGUGCUAAAUAUGCGUUUCCUCUCGCGCCCUGCAAUGGAAUGGAUAUUGUGGUCUUUCGUAGGUUCACUAAUGAUUAAAAAAGUGUAAAACAACGAUAUUUCAUUUCCUGUAUUUCACGUAUGCAACUUAGAUAGACGAGUGUGUUUAAGAAUGCGUCUCCGUCUGUUUAGGAAAAACAUGUUGAUUAAAUAAAAUUGUGAUAUUCUUAAA